Impatiens glandulifera is the source of this 1886-nucleotide messenger RNA. Its product is annotated as pentatricopeptide repeat-containing protein At2g33760-like. The record is from RefSeq and is a predicted model, not a curated record. The transcript has a single exon. Gene Ontology annotation, molecular function: zinc ion binding; protein binding; RNA binding. The coding region runs from base 74 to 1867 and encodes 597 amino acids. Gene Ontology annotation, biological process: RNA modification. Lineage: Eukaryota; Viridiplantae; Streptophyta; Magnoliopsida; Ericales; Balsaminaceae.
AAAGAGUUUCUUGUCCUCUGGCUUCGGCCAUGAAGUUAACCGUCUCUUCUCUUCUUCAUCAUCUGCUCUAUCCAUGGCGAAAUCUUCUGCAGAGAAUCAUCAACCUCAAUCUAAUCCAUAUAUCCACGAACCAAACUUCAAUCCGAUUCGUCAUUUCAUUGAUACACUCCUAAAAUGCAAUAACCUUGAUCAAAUCAAACAAGUUCAUGCUCGGAUUGCUAUCUACGGUAUGUUUCAUAACCUAAUUGUUAUAAACAAGCUCCUUUACUUAUACGCAUAUUCAAGAUCACUGAAAGACGCUCACGCUCUAUUUGAUGUAAUGAAAGAAAGAGACGCCGUAACUUGGAGUGUCAUGAUUGGUGGUUUUGCAAAGGUUCGUGAUUACUUCAAUUGUUUCAAAACAUUUAGAGAUUACAUUAGAUCAGGAUUAGUUCCUGAUAAUUAUACUUUACCUUCUGUAAUUAGAGCUUGUAGGGAUGAUAAAUGUAUUAGAUUUGGAAAGUUGAUUCAUCAAAUCAGUUUCAAGUUCGGUUUGGAAUCGGAUGAAUUUAUAGCAGCUGCACUUGUAGAUAUGUAUGCUAAUUGUGAUGUUAUUGAUGAUGCACGCCAACUGUUUGAUAAAAUGCCAAAGAGAGAUUUAACUACUUGGACUGUUAUGGUUAGUGCAUUUGCUAAGUCUGGAAACCCUAGUGAGUCUCUUGUAUUGUUUGAUUCAAUGAUAGAUGAAGGUUUUGUGCUUGAUAAGAUCGCUAUGGUGACGGUUGUUAAUGCUUGUGCGAAAACCGGGGCUAUGAAUAAGGCGAGAUUAGUUCAUGAUUAUUUGUUGUGGAGGAAUUUUUCGAUUGAUGUAAUUCUUGGAUCGGCGAUAAUUGAUAUGUUUGCUAAGUGUGGGAAUGUUGAUUAUGCUCGGGUGAUAUUCAAUGGGAUGAAUCGAAAGAAUGUGGUUACGUUCUCGACGAUGAUUGCUGCUUAUGGUUAUCAUGGGCGUGGAAAGGAAGCGCUCGAUUUAUUCAUGUUGAUGUUGAGAUCUAACGUUGCGCCGAACGGGGUGACUUUCGUUUCCUUACUAUAUGCUUGUAGUCAUGGGGGACUUGUCGAAGAUGGUUUAAGAAUUUUUGAUUCGAUGUCGGUUGAUUACUCGAUUACACCGGAUGUGAAACACUACACUUGUAUGGUUGAUCUUUUAGGUCGAGCCGGAAGAGUCUCUGAGGCGUUUGAAUUGAUUGAGAAGAUGACUAUAGAGAAAGACGAGGGGUUGUUUGGCGCGCUUCUCGGAGCUUGUAGAAUUCACGGUGAGGUGGAGCUAGCGGAGAAGGCGGUGAAAUCUCUUGUUGAAUUCGAUAAUCGAAAUCCUAGUCAUUACGUGUUGUUAUCGAAUAUUUAUGCAAGGGCGGGUAAAUGGAGGGAAAUGGCGGGAAUUAGAGAGGUGAUAACUCGUUUGAAAUUGAAGAAGGUUCCGGGUUGGACUUGGGUUGAGGUGGGUAAUGUGGUUUAUCGGUUCGGAGUCGGAGAUUGGACUCACGUGGAAUCGAAAAGGAUUUAUGACAAGUUAAGGAUUUUGGGAGAAAAGAUUGAGUUGGUUGGGUAUGUGCCGAAUACGGAUUUUGUGUUGCAUGAUGUGGACGAGGAAGUUAAGGUGGGAAUGUUGUAUGCUCAUAGCGAGAAGUUGGCGAUAGCGUUUGGGCUAUUGAGUGCGAAUGAAGGGAGUAGUCCGAUAAGGCUAACGAAAAAUCUUAGGGUUUGUGGAGAUUGUCAUACGUUUUGUAAGUUUGUGUCGAGAGUUGAAAGGAGAGUUAUCGUUCUUAGAGAUGCGAAAAGGUUUCAUCAUUUUCGGGAUGGCGUUUGCUCUUGUGGAGACUAUUGGUGAUUGAUUUUUUAUUUUCAUU